AGCAGCAGCAGUAGCAGAGGCAGCAGAAGCAGAAGCAGCAGCAGAGGCAGCAGGCAGCAGGCAGAAGGCAGCAAGGCAGGCUAUAUACACGGUGCCGAGCAACAAAUUGAGUCAGUAUCGCACAAACAACACUAACGGAAACAUCAACGUGAAAGCGACGAGACCGAGACGGACGCCCUCCGUCCGUGUUUUGUGUCUGUCUGUGCCUGUGUCUGUCUGUCUGUGUGUUGAGUUGAGUUCAGUUCAGUGUUCAGUUCAGUCGCGCUCUCCAACGAAACUUUAAUCAGCAGUUACCAACAAAAACAACAACACACGAGCUCACACACACACACUACAACACUCACACAUCAGACACACACGCACUCGUACACACAGGAACGCAUGUAAGGUGGAAACAAUAAUACAAAACAAUACAAAGAGAAAGGAGAGAGCCAAGGAUCGGUAUCAGGAGAGCGGCACUGAGUUAGGAUUCAGAGAGAGAGAGAGAGUGACAGGAUCGCGGCGGAGAUAGCGGGUCAAAGAGGAAGAGGCCAGAGCGGAGGCAGAAAGCCGAGCCGAAACUGUGCGAGCGCCCGAGGGCGGUGAGCAAAGUUUGACGUUUGCUAACUGCAAUCGGCACUUAGCACUUUUUGAAAAGUUUGCCAACUCUCCCUCGGGCUAUCAAUAAAAUCAUCCGAAGCAAAAAGCAACAUAGCAGGACAGGCUAUAUUAAUAGACAGGGGCAAAUAUCACAAAAAAAAAAAAACAUCACAAAAAAGAAAAAAAUGCAUAAAAAAGCGUAAAGGAAGCAUCCGAGAGCAGCGGAGUCGUCGCCGUCAUAUGCGUCGUGGGUGUCGUACAACGUACAUAUCGUAUAUAUAGAUGCAUAUUCUCAUCUAUAUAUAAAAAUAAACAUAAAAAAUACAAUUUUUUUUCUUGUUAUUCUAUAGUUAAUAAAUAGUUUUUGUGCAAGAGUAAAAAAGCUAAAUAAAUAAAAAAAAAAGAGCGCCCAAGGCGGCCAAUGGAAAUGCCAAAGAAAAAGCAACAAAAUUUACAACGACAACCGAAACAGCAACAAAAACAACAAAAACAACAACAACAAACGAAACAGCGAAAACAACAAAGAAAGAAGAGGCAACUAUUGCAGUUUCCCGAUACAUAAGUCCACCGAUAUUCCGUAUACGCCCCCCUGUCACCCCAAAAACAACCCAUUCCCAGAAAGAAAUUCCGAUUUUUGCGGUACGUCUUUGUCGCGCGCGUUCACACACACACCAACACACCUACACACACAUAGUCAGAACCAGAGACACACAUGCAAGUGCAUAAAUGGCAAUAUGGACGAGCUGCAGCAGCAUUUGCGUUGUAUACCAGCACAGUGACACGCGCGUGCCAAAUAUUGCCGAUUUUAUCAGGCGAGCGACACCAACAACGGCUAAGGCUAUUAACUGAAGGGUCACCACCACCAACAAAUACAACAACAAUACCAGUAGUGGCAACAACAGUUACAACGAAAAUUGCUGGAAGGCGCCGCAAAAUAUCAAAAUGUCAAUUCAGAAGCUCAACGACGCCUCCAACUCCGGGUACGUGAGCUCCGAGGAGACGGACUCGCUGCUGGUGAGCAACCCCAAUCCCGGCAAGGGCGGCCCCCGGACAGCCCUGCUCCGGCAGGUGAAGAGCAGCUCGGCGAAUGGACCCACCGCCUCCUCCUCGAUGGGCUCCGUGUCCGUAUCGGUGUCCUGCUCCGGCUCUGCCUCCGGCUCCGGAUCGGGGGGCGUGGCCAGCAAGCCGACACUGAUGCGCCAGGAUCGCACGUCCACCUACCUGACCAGUCCGCAGCAGUCGCAAUCGCACCAGACGCCCGGCGGCAGGAUGGGAUCGGAGGAGAGCAUGCGGCAUCCGCAGGACGAGGACGUGGAGCAGGGACUGAUACGGAACAGCAUAGUGCCUGACAUUGAAGUACACCAAGAAGAGGACCAAGAGCACAGCCGCAGUCCGGGCACGGGUCUCGGCCAGAACCAGAAUCAGAGCCAGACCCAGUCCCAGACCCAGGCGCUGGCUCAAACCCAAAAUCAGACUCAGACGCAUAGUCAGACCAAUAAUACGAAUACGAAUACAAAUCCGGAUACAAUGAAUCCAUCGACCAAGCAACCGACCAUAUCAAUUAUGAAUUUAAGUUUGAAGCCCGGCGACAUGGCCAGUGGCCCCGGAUCCGGCCCCGGUCCCGGCCCCGGCUCCUCGCACAGUCAUCCGAAUCUGGGUACGUCCUCGUACCAGAACCUGGCCUCCAGCAUACCGCCGAGUGCGCCGAGUCGGUGCCGGGCGUGCCGGAACUGCAGCCGCCGGGCUUCCACCACGCCCCUCUCCACGACGGUCGGCAUCGAUCGAUCGGCGUCGCGGGACAGCGUUAAAAGUGCCUUCCAGCAGGGCAAUCUCUCCAACUCCAUGGCCAUAUGUAUCUCCAACACGGCACUGCAGCAGCAGCAGCAGCAGCAACAGCAGCAGCAGCAGCAGCAGCAGUACCAGCUGCAGCCGCACCAGUACCAGCUGCAGCAGCAGCAGCACCAUCAGCACUACCUGCAACAGCAGCACCUGCAACAGCAACAGGUGCCGCCCGUUCUGAUCACCUCGUCGCCGACGAACGGCUCCCGGAUAAUACGGCAGAGCUCCCAGCCGGAGUCGAGCAGCACGGCCAUCUGCUGCGGCCCCCACUCCGCCUACGGCUCCUCCCACUCGCACACCGUUCCGAACGUCUCGCUGAAGCAGCUCCGGGAGAGCACCACGGACGGAAUAGCCGGCAUUGCGGCGGACUCCCUGAGGAUCAACGGCGGAAUGCGGCCCUUCAAGCAGGGCGUUCUUCUAAUGCCUCGCACCUUGUCCGAAAGCCGAAAGUUGCGCCUCCGAAGGGCUUUUACCGAGGCCACUAACGAAACGCUCCAAUGCUCCAAAAUGCUCCGCAAACCGGCGUCGACACUCUCAAUUCCUGGCUCGAUGAAAACACCUUCCAUUGCGAACCGGGAACAGAUCUCAUCUGGAUGCAACGAAGAAGCGGCCGAGGCACUAGUGGGUAUCCACUCAGACUACCCUAGGUAUGAAAUGUAUAUGGAAGAACGUGCCCUUACUGGCGGCAACACGUCCAGGAAGCCCUCAACAAACUCGGCCAAACACAAACCCAAUGUGGGCUAUCGCCUGGGAAAGAGGAAAGCCCUGUUCGAGAAGCGCAAACGCAUCAGCGACUACGCCCUGGUCAUGGGAAUGUUCGGGAUCAUCGUGAUGGUAAUCGAGAACGAGCUGAGCAGUGCCGGUGUCUACACAAAGGCAUCGUUCUACUCGACAGCGUUAAAAACCUUAAUAUCUGUUUCGACUGUGAUUCUUUUAGGACUUAUAGUAGCUUACCAUGCUUUGGAAGUGCAGGUGAGAUUAUUCAUGAUAGAUAACUGCGCCGACGAUUGGAGGAUCGCAAUGACAUGGCAACGAAUUAGUCAAAUAGGGUUAGAACUUUUUAUAUGCGCUAUACAUCCAAUUCCUGGCGAAUACUAUUUCCAGUGGACGACGAAAUUGGCCAAUAAGAAUAAAACAAUUGGCACCGAAUUGGUGCCAUAUGACGUAGCUUUAUCAUUACCUAUGUUCCUUCGAUUAUAUUUAAUCUGCCGCGUAAUGCUGCUGCAUUCGAAACUAUUCACAGACGCAUCAUCACGGAGCAUUGGCGCUCUCAAUAGGAUUAAUUUUAACACAAGAUUCGUUUUAAAAACUCUAAUGACAAUAUGCCCGGGAACGGUUCUAUUGGUCUUCAUGGUGUCCCUCUGGAUCAUCGCCUCCUGGACGCUGCGUCAGUGCGAAAGAUUUCAUGAUGAAGAACAUGCGAAUCUUUUGAAUGCAAUGUGGCUGAUAGCGAUAACAUUUUUGAGUGUUGGUUUCGGUGAUAUUGUUCCGAAUACGUACUGUGGACGUGGUAUCGCUGUCAGUACAGGAAUAAUGGGCGCUGGAUGCACGGCUCUGCUGGUGGCCGUGGUGUCCCGGAAACUGGAGCUGACCCGUGCCGAGAAGCAUGUGCACAACUUCAUGAUGGACACGCAGUUGACCAAAAGGCUGAAAAAUGCUGCGGCGAAUGUCCUUCGUGAAACUUGGCUCAUUUACAAACAUACAAGACUAGUAAAACGGGUUAAUCCCGGCCGUGUAAGAACCCACCAAAGAAAGUUCCUUCUAGCUAUAUAUGCGUUGCGAAAAGUUAAAAUGGAUCAGCGCAAACUAAUGGAUAAUGCAAACACAAUAACUGACAUGGCCAAGACACAGAACACGGUCUACGAGAUAAUAUCGGACAUGUCUAGCCGGCAGGAUGCCAUCGAGGAGCGCCUAACCAAUCUGGAGGACAAAAUGCAGAGCAUACAGGAGCACAUGGAGAGCCUGCCAGAGCUAUUGUCCCGCUGCCUGACCCAGCACCAGGAGCGAAUCGAGCAGAGGCGCAACUUUCUGCAUCCGGACACAGCUGCAGCCCCCAUCCAACAGCCAACCCCUCCCUCGAUGUUCAAUGCGGCGCCCAUGCUAUUCCCCCACUCCAGAAGUGUUCCCUCAUCCAAUAACGCCGCCGCUACUUACCAUUGGCCAACAAGCCCUAUUUUGCCACCUAUAUCUAGUAGAACACCACAUUUAGUGCCUGAUACUCACAUGCCAUCAAAUGGAUCUGCAGUUAAUAGCUACGCAUCUUCCAACAAAUACGGCAGCUGAAUAUCAGAAAGAGAGCGCUCCACUUCCGUGAUUAACAUCGAGAUGCUAACAAUAAGGUCGGAUCUGGAUCCCACAAUCCGGGAUUCAGGAGCCGGCCGUUUCUGGCCAAUAUCCUCCACAUUCACAUCCAAACUCACAUCAACAACAGCAACAGCAACAGCAACAGCAGCAACUACUUCGUCGUCUACGUCAACGCUGAGAAGGCUCGAUAGGUUCGCAGUGGCCGAGACAGCGCUGCUAUCGUUAUCGUCAUCGGUGGGGGCGCAGCAAGGGCCGGGCUAUCGGGACACGAUAUCGAUAAUACCCGAAGAUGCCGAGUCGCUGGCAAACACAAACACAAAUACGAACAGUAACAGUUCGCCGGAUCAGAUGCCCGGCUCGAUAUCAACGCCGGCCAUUGCUGCGACCGGAAGCGGAAGCGGAAGUGUUAUCGUUAAAUCGAUAACCAUGCCGAUGCCAAUGCCGAUCGAGCCGAUGACCAUCGACGAUCGGAGUGCCGCCGAGACCGAAACCGAGAAGGCCAAGGCGACAGUCGCCUCGAAUAAGUUUACUAGGAAAAGAGAACGUGUAUGCAAUAAUAGUAGUAAUAGUAAUAGUAAUAGUAAUAGUAAUAGUAAUAGUAAUAGUCAGAAUAGUAAUAAUAGCGUUAAUAGUAAUAUUAGUAAUUCUACAAGUCGAAUUUCGAACUCGGCCUUUUGUAAAUAAGCCUCUUCGAAAUGAGAAAAAAAGUCAAAUGUUAGCAUAUACACGAAAGGAGUCACAGCACCAUCGUACGACUGUACUGUAUGUGUGUGUGUGGACAUAUAUAUAUAUAUAUAAUCCAAAAAAAAAACAAAACCAAAAAACAAAAACACAAAAAAGAAUAUAUAUAUACAAGUGUGUAAUUUUUUUUUUCCAAAAUUUUAGGCUAAAAAUGAGAAAACCAAAAACAUACUUGUAAUUCUCACCUGUGCUUGCAUACUAAAAACAGAAACAUAUUACAUAAUAUAGCAUAGUGUGUGUGGGUCUGAGUGUUUCUGUGUGUAUGAGAGAGUCACUGUCUGUGUGUGUGUGUACAGUGUGAGCAUGUGUUAGUUCAUUAAAUUGCAAUUAAAAUUAAAACAGAAUCGAAUUAGAAUCGAAUUGAAAAAGAGAAUCGCAGAAAACAAAAGAGAAAAGCUCACAAGCCCCAGAAGUUCAUUUUAGCAAUAUCCGAAAAAUACCAAAAAAAAACAAAUAACUAGCACUUCCGUUUCCGGUUGCGGUAUAUUUAUGUAAAUACAUCCCAAAACAUACCAAACAUCUGAAGAACAAAAAACAAACGCAUUUGUCUGUCUGUCUUGGAGAGAUUCUAGGAAAUUCUGGAAAAACUUUUGUAAAUACGUAUCUGUGUGUCUGUGUGUGGUUGUGUGGGUGUCUGAACUGUUUAUGUGUGAAGAACAUACACCGCGAGAAAAGAAGAACGCGGGAGAUCCUUUAGAUUUGAAAAGAAAGUGGAACUCCUCACCUUUUUUGUCAAAUCUUAACGUAUUUCUGGCGUUUCUUUUUUUCAACAUGAAAAAAAAAAACAUUUCAAAAACAGUCAAGUCUCAAAAACACAACUCUUCAAAUAAAAACUCAUUGAACAAACAGCGAAAUCAGUUAGAAAAUAUUGAAAAGUAUUGAAAAAUUUUAAAAGGGAAUGAAAACCAAGAAGAAAUAAUGAUUCUAACUUUAAACAACUACUCUGGCUUUAACUAAACUCUAAAAACCAAAAAAAAAAUAACGAAACAAGUUUGUUGUUGUCUUUUUUUUCUACAUAUAUAUAUAUAUAUAUAUACUACGAAAACAAAUAUACAUAUAUAGUAUAGUAUAUAGUAUAGAGUACUUAGUCUAGUAUAUAUACAUAUAUAUUUUCGUUGUUGUUGUUUUUGCUUUUCUUUUUCUACCGAAAAAAAAACAACUAUUAAGAACUCAAUUAAGAACCUGACUAGCUUUCAAUGGGAGUUAAAACUACGUGAUGAUAGAGAAAUGGUAGUAGUAAUAGAAAAAAAAGGAGAAACACAACAAAUAUUAAGGGAACUAAGCUAGUAAAAUCUACAUCUAACGAGAACAAUUUUAAUUGAAGAUUUUGUAAAAUAUAAAUGGUAAUUCACAUUAUUAUACACAAGAAAGGAAAGAAAACCUACUCUACAGUAUGCCACAGACCGACAGAAGUCGAGCAGAAAAUAGUGUAGGCAUUAUAAUAGCAGAACAGAACAGUGGCCGAGCUACGUAAAGAUUUUCUAAAGAUUCUAAAAGGAACAUUAUAUAUAACAUUACUAGAAAGUAUUAACUUGGAGCAUCGAAGCUAGCUAAAAGAUAAAAGUAAAAGAAAAACCUCUAACGCAUUGUUAGAUUAGAUGAAUUCCCCGAAUAGUGCCCCCAAUCCCACCCCAAAAUCCUCUCCAUCAGAUGAAUAAUAAGAAUAAAAAAAACCAGAACCAGAACCAGAACCAGGGCCAGAAAGGAUCAAAAUAUGUGUAAUCUAUAUAUACUAUAUAUACACUAUAUAGCCAAGCCAAGCCAAGCCCCUUGCACUUUCCCAGAUUCAAGUUCAGAUUUAAAUCGUAGAUUUCCCAACUGUCUGAUAGAGAAUAAAAGUAAAUGAGUUAAAGGAGAAAACCAACAAACUAAAAACAAAAAUGUGUGUAUACCUAUUUAUAAUAUUGAAUAUUUAAAUUGAAAAUGAACGUUCAAGACUGCUGUCAAAAUAGCUUUAUCACAAUAAAGACGACACGAUACAGAAACAGAUACAGAUACAGAUACAGAAACAGACACAGACAAGGACAAUGACUACACUGAAAGGACACACUGAAAACAGAUCAGAAAACUAUAUAGAACACACAGAGAUACAGAGAUACACUGAUACUAGAAACGAGGUAUGAAAUGCGCCCAGCUUUAACGUUAUGUAUUGAUGCAUAUUUGGGUUUCAACUCUAUAAAUCGAAUAAUAAUCUAUAACUUAACGAUAGACGAAUAAAAGCAAAGAAUUGGUACAACAUCAAAUUCCCGUUUGAACUGGUUUCCUAAGACCCACAAAAAAAACAAAAAUAUGAAAACCAAAAUCUUAACACAAACUUUGAUAUGAGGGACCGAAUUUCCAAAAGACAGGUCUUUAUUAUACAAACAAAAACAAAUUUAACAACAAGCAACAAUGAAAAUAAACAAAAUUCCUAAAGAGAAAACUGAAUUUAUAAUACGGAAGAUUUUUUAGCCGCCUUUGAGCUGGGAUAUAAAUUUUUGUAAAAACAACAAACGAUUUUUGGUUUUUAUUUUCGCACAAUUGUUUCCUGUCCAAAACAAUGUCUUUGUUUUCCUAGAGAUUCCCAUUUUUUUCCAUACAAUAUCAUUUAUUUUAUAUUCUUUUCUUCAGUGAAUCGUAGAGCUCAAGGGGUACUUCGAGAACAUCAAGCUUCAAUUCGAAAAAAGCAAAAGAUCUUCUAGCCAAACCAGGUCCAAGAAUACAAAGAAAACAAAACAAUGCCAAGGCUUAAAGUUAAAAAUACAAAAAUAAACUGGAAAUUAAAGGCCGAACCAAAAACUAGAAACCAGAAAAGCAGCCAUCAAAAAGUGAAAUAGAUUUUGUGGAUUUUACACAAAAACUUAAAAGAUAGACACCCACUCCCCACUUGUCCAACUAGAGAGGUAUGCAAGAAAAUAUAUAAGGUUAUAUAUACAAUAUCUAGAUAUAUACACACACACACUCAAAUAUAUAUAUACUUACAUAUAUAUAUAUAUAGAUACAUGUACAGACGGUCUAAAAGUAUAUACCAAACCCAGAGAAAACCCAACACUAAUAACAUCAUAUUUGACUUUAUAUGUAUUAUAGUAAUGUAUUCAGUAGCUAAAUCGAAAGCCGAAGCAAAGACCAAUUUAUUAACAACAAAACUAAAGAGAAAACCUUAAAAAAUAACAAAAAACAACAAAAAAAUGAAACCAAUUAUUAUGUUAAACUAAACAAUAAAGGAUAAUACGUUUAAAAAAAAAAAGAAGAAGGAAAAGGACUAGGAAAAGUAGAAAAGCUGGCGAGGAGGAGGAGAAACAAUUUUUUAUUAAUAAAUAAAGAGAACUAAACAAGAAUGCAAUGCAUAAAUUUAAACAAACAGAUAAUGUCAACUAAAUACUAAAGAAAACUUUAACUAAACCUACACUAAAAGUCAACUAAAUUUAAAAA
Molecule: messenger RNA, 8874 nt
Organism: Drosophila ananassae
Lineage: Eukaryota; Metazoa; Arthropoda; Insecta; Diptera; Drosophilidae
Gene: SK
Product: small conductance calcium-activated potassium channel protein
Exons: 15
Coding region: 1522-4701 (1059 amino acids)
Biological process (GO): potassium ion transmembrane transport
Cellular component (GO): neuron projection; neuronal cell body; plasma membrane
Molecular function (GO): small conductance calcium-activated potassium channel activity; calmodulin binding
Source: RefSeq, a predicted model, not a curated record